UACCUGGGUUGCAUGCUUGCAUUACUACUACAUAGAUAUAUACUAAGUGCACUGUACACAGGGAGACGAGGCUGUGGCAAGGCAGGCCUGGGCGGCGGCGGGACGCGACAUGGGUUCGAUCGGGUGUCCUCUGUGCUGCCGCCAGGACUUCAUGUCCGUGGUGGCCCUGCACGAGCACCUCCUCUACUACAUCUACCGGCCCCUGAGGUGCGCCGUCUGCGGCUCGAACGCCGGCGGGAUCCAGGGCCUGAUCCACCACCUGGCGCAGCAUCUGGGGGACAACCCGGCGGGCGGCGCGGCCAAGGAGGGAGGCCCGCCGCCGCCGCCGCCGGAAAUGAAGAGGGACCAAAGGGCUGGGGCGCCGCCGGAAGCGACCGCGGUUCCAUUAGAGAAUGGCGCCGGCGACAAGGACUUCCUCUGCGCGUCGGAGAGCAGCUCGAGGUCCCACUGGAGCCAGAAUCCCGACGGGGGAAACCUGGCCGGAAGGGACGAGCCGGUCGAGCUCACGCUGCGAGCCUACUUCUGCCACUGCUGCGGGGCGAAGGUGGUGGGCAAGGACAAGUACUUCUUCCACAUCAAGCAGCACAACACCCUGCUCAACUCCAGCAGCAUGCCGGAGGCGCCCAGCAUCGUGCUCUCCGCCCCGCAGAGCGUGUCGUGCGAGAGCGACGCGGCCCCGGGCUCCCACUACACGAGCGCGAGCACCACCCCCGUCAACGUGGGCAUCGACGCGGACACGCUGACGGGGGACGAGCUGGACCCCCUGGACAGAGGCUUCCCGGACGCCAAGGACGCGGCGACGUCGGCCUACAUGGAGGAGAACGACACGGCCACGCAGCUGCUGAAGCUGAGGGAGUGGCAGCUGGAAAAGCACGGGAAGAGGUUCAAGAGGCAGAGGUUGAGCUUCGCGAAGUCGCCUGCGUCGUCCGACCGGAGUCCGAUGUCAGGAAGGCAGAGGAAUAGCAAUAGUUCACCCGGCGUCAGCAAGCAGAAAUCAGGCAGGCUGUCGCAGAACAGUGAGCCUUGCAGCUACUCUCUGGAGAAGCAGCCUCUGAGCCAAAUCAGUUACGCGAGUUCCAACGAUCCCUACGCUAGUGUGACACCGCAGACAAAUGCAUCGACCAUUGAUGAACUGCAAUACAUGUGCGCGCCUGCAGUUGACAGAGGCACGGAAAGUGAAAGCGAAAGCAGAAAGGACUUAGAAGAAAGUCCGGGUACGUUUAAAACUCCAGAGGUGAGACACGUAGAGAAUAAUCAAAGACUAGAGAGUAAGCCACAUUUCGAUAAUAGUUAUGCAAGUUCGUCUACGGUACAGUUGCAGACUCCUGGUUUACAGUUUGAAGCAGCUUCGUCAACGGAUCAAGAACCUGAACCGGUGAGUGGAAGCGAAAAGGAGUCUUGUGUGUAUGACAAUCCUCAGGUAAUGAGCCUCAAACCGUCAGAUGUUGAGAGCCAGCAAGACCCUAGUUUGUCCAGGAUAGAUCCAGAUAUAACACGUGCGUUAGAAAACGGAGAUCAGUUACAGCCUGAGGAUCAGUCAGUUUUACACACUCAAAAUUUUCAGACACAUCCCGUUCUGUACACUCCUGCUGCGACAGAUUUCGAGUCUACUUCGGAGAGGGAGCUCGAGCAGUGCCAACAAGAUGGAUUGGAUGACUGUUUUCAAGUAAAUGCAAAUCUCACAGAUUCUCUCAGGACUUUGAGCGAAUCCCCAAACUGCGGUGCUAAUUCUGAAGUGGACAUCGAGUCUUCAAUUCUAGUGGCUGACUCGUGGAUAGCACCACACGGGUCUGCUCAGUACCUGGAACUCGUGCCUGCUUUCAAAUCUCAGGGCUCUCUUGAACAGGAAUCCUGCAGAUCCAUGGCUCAGGAGGACGUCUUCACACGACAGCCAACAGCGCUGAGAAGACCGGAGUCCAGUGAAGUCGCGGGGAAUUUGAACAGUCUCGAAGAAUGCAGAACUGUGGCUCAACCCGCACAGAAUUACCUGCAGACAUACGACGAGCCUGUGUUAGAAUCGGGAAAUGUUUCAGUGGAUCCGUUGCGAAAUGAUGGCGAAGAGCAAUCCAUUCAAGAUUUACAUGCAAAUGCGGCUUCCAGCUGUCAUCAGCUACCGGAGACUGCCUCCGUAACAUCGGCUACUUCGACGAAAACGCCGUCGACAGACAUCCCGCAGACUGCCCCGGCUAUGGAGAUAGUUCACGAGGCAGUUCAUGAGGCGGAGGACUUUCCUCAGGAAGACAACUACCCAAAUAUCACCAGGGAAGAACCAUCGAACUAUUACCAAGAUUACCCCGCUAAACCCAGCGAAUCAGACGUUUGUGAGAAUGAAAUCUUGCCCGACUAUUCGGCUUAUCCCCUGCCGUACCUGCAUAAGAAGUUCCACCACGAUCAGGAGCGUAAAGUUGCCCAGUCUUCGGGCGGCGGGCAAAAUGCCGAUCUGCGUCGUUAUAUCCACAACUUCCAGUCUCUCCUGGUUAGUAGGCUGAACGCUUCCUUCAGUACGGAUGUCGUGCUGAAGACUGGAGGUGAAGACUUGGGUUCGGAUGAAGGAGAAACGGAGGACCAGCCAACUGAGGAUGUAGAGCCUGCGGGAUCACAAAGGCUGCAGCAAAGUGAGCAUGUGUGUGAAGUGUGCAAGCUUGAGUGUACAGAUGAGGCGCAACUGAACAUGCACUAUCGAACCCAUGAACAAGGAGAUCAGAAGAACUUUGCGUGUCGGUUUUGUAAAAAUUCUUUCUUCAUGAAAAGUACAAGGGACCGCCAUGAGAGAAAACACAAAGGCAAGAAGAUCUACAGGUGCUCUCAAUGCCAGCAAGUGUUCAACAAAGCCUACAUAUUAACCCGACAUAGAAGAGAGGUUCAUGCAGUCAAGAGGCCCUUCAAGUGUGACGAAUGCGACAAGGACUUCACCACCUCCCGGAACCUCCAGAACCACGUCGGGGUCCACCGGGCAGAAAAGAACCACAAAUGCACUCAUUGCGAGCACACUUGUCGCACGGCCAGCGGUCUGCGAACUCACGUCAUGGAAGCUCACAUGGCCUCAAGAGAUCGAAGCUUCAGUUGCCAAGAGUGUGGGGAAAAGUUCUCCAAACAUUACGGGCUGAAGAGACACAUGGAACGCAAGCACGGGGACGGAAGAGUGCCCUGCAGUGUUUGUUCAAGAUUAUUUUCUUGCAAGGAGGACCUGAUCAAACACUCGAAAUCCCACGAGGACAAAAGCAAAGACGAUUUAUCCUGCAGCUUUUGCAAUCAAACCUUCACCUCCACUUGGUCCUUGCAAAGACACACCAAGAAGCACCAGUCGGAAAGUCGCCAGUUCAAGUGCAGCAAAUGCCCCAAAUCCUUCACAAGAAAGGAUUCACUCUUAUCUCACGAGAAGCUACACACGCAGAAGAAAAAUUACGUAUGUAAAUGUGGCAAAAGAUUCGUGAAAAAGAGUCAACUGACGGCACAUGAAGACAAACAUAGCAAUAUUCCAAAGUAUUCUUGUGAUAUAUGCAAGCACUCCUACAAAUUCAAAGUAUCACUAAGAAACCAUAGCUGCAAACCAAAACUUGCAACAGAGGAUACGGGGAACGGUGAUCAGGUAGAUGGUUGUGCAAAUUAGUUCUCAAGUUUGUUCGUUCCGGAACAAAAAAAAUCAGAAAUCCAAUCUAAGGUCUAAAGUAAACUCGAAUUGCAAGCUCGGAUUCUAUUAAUCUAUUUUUUAUUUAUUUAUAUCAAGUUUAUACGUUCGAUAUAAACUAUUGUAUACUUCGAAACCAAUGUUUAUUCAAUACUAAAGAAUUCCCACACCAAAGGUACAACUCAUAUCUGCCGUCGUGUGUAAGAUGCAGUUGUUAAUCAGAUUUUAUAUUUGAGAUUUAUUGAAAUAUAUAUUUUUGCUACU
Penaeus vannamei (Pacific white shrimp) is the source of this 3892-nucleotide messenger RNA. Lineage: Eukaryota; Metazoa; Arthropoda; Malacostraca; Decapoda; Penaeidae. The record is from RefSeq and is a predicted model, not a curated record.